UUCCCCAGUUUUUGCCGCACCCAUGUCCAAAGCCAAUCCCAAGAGUGCACGACCAAGACUGGAAGACGAUGCGGACGAUCUCGACGACGUACUCGGCCGAUUCGCGGGAGAGAAACGCGGCGAGCCGAAGGCGAGAACUCCGCCUGCACCUAGCACGCCAGGGCCAUCGGCGUCCCGACCAGAAGUGCCGCCAAAUACUGCCACCAAGAAGUCUAUCAUGGACGAGCUCUCCGUAGGCGAUGACUUCGCACGUGAACUAGCGGAGGGUAUGGCCGUCCUCAUGCGUGAGAUUGCAGCAGAGUCGGCGCAACAGAGCGGUGAGGGUGGCGUGAGCGCAGACGCGUCGGACGAGGACAAACGGCGAGAGGCGACGUUCAGGAAGGCAUGGGAGGACAUGAUCGUCGAGGGUAUGAACGGCGCACUGGACGUGGAGGACUUCGACAAGAACGCGAAAGGAAAGGCUCCUGCGAAGCCUGGGGAGGCAAACAAGACCCAGGUCGAGGAUGAUGCUUUCCAGUCGAGUCUCAGAUCUGCCAUGGACAAUCUAAAAGUCAGUGAAGACACUGCCAAGGAAAGCGAGCCGAAGCCGACAAACGAAGAGACAGACGCGUUCGAGAAGCUCCUUGCUACCCUCGGCGAGAACGGUGGCGAGUCAGAGGAAGAGCUGCAACGUAUGCUCGAAACCAUGAUGUCUCAGCUCAUGAGCAAGGACAUCCUCUACGAGCCUUUGAAGGAGCUCCAUGAGAAAUUCCCUGCGUAUCUCAAGGACAACGCCGCCACGAUUAAGGCAGAAGACAAACAACGUUAUGAAACCCAGCAGACGAUCGUCGCGAAGAUCGUCUCUAUCUUCGAAGACCCGAAAUAUACGCCUGAAGAUCAGGACAAGGGUAUCCAGAUCGUCACCCUAAUGAACACGAUGCAAUCUCACGGUUCACCGCCACCAGAAAUCAUGGGUCCACUGCCACCAGGGCUUGAGUUGGGCCCUGACGGCUUGCCCAAGCUACCCGACGGCUGCAGUGUACAAUAAGUGUCACCGACUAUCAC
Phanerochaete carnosa HHB-10118-sp is the source of this 1044-nucleotide messenger RNA. RefSeq lists its product as uncharacterized. Bases 23 to 1027 code for a protein of 334 amino acids. Lineage: Eukaryota; Fungi; Basidiomycota; Agaricomycetes; Polyporales; Phanerochaetaceae. The transcript has 4 exons. Gene Ontology annotation, cellular component: peroxisomal membrane; peroxisome. The record is from RefSeq and is a predicted model, not a curated record. Gene Ontology annotation, biological process: protein import into peroxisome membrane.